Molecule: messenger RNA, 408 nt
Organism: Rodentolepis nana
Lineage: Eukaryota; Metazoa; Platyhelminthes; Cestoda; Cyclophyllidea; Hymenolepididae
Source: the annotation of a GenBank genome assembly
AUGAAAGAAGAAUGCACUUUGCAGUUCAAUUGGGACUGCAAAGUAACUUUUGUAAACCUUAAGCUACUUUGGAUACAAAAAGCUCUAUGUACUGGUGCUGGUCGUCCUCUCCGUCGUCGGCGCCUACGCUGCCUACAUUCCAAACCCACGCUACCUGCUUACAGGAAGACACCACAAUACACCACAAGAGGCUCCCUUAUCAAAGAGAAGGCCUUGUUCCUGUAUGAGAAGCUACUGCGCAUUCCCAUGGACAAGUUCUUCAGCACCUAUGAGACUAGACCAGGACAUCUGAAAAUGCAAUCUGGUCUAAUUCAGAAAGCCAUAGAACUGAAGAAAGAAUUACAAAUCGAUGACAAACCAAAAAGCCUCUCUCUACCCAUGAACCCAUUAGCAGACACUGAUGUAUUG